AUGGGUGCGUCGAUUUGUGCGCCGAAUAAGAAAAAGACGCAAGUUGGCGCAAGUUGGGUCGGAAAUGACACCGAAAAUCCGUUUGACACUGGUUUAUCGAAAAAAGACAGGACUUGUUUGAGGGACACGUUUCAGGUGAGGAGUACUGUAGAUGGCGGGGGUACUGUAGGAUUACUGUAGAGCUUGAAAUUUCCUUCAAAAUGACACCAAACAUGGGUACUUUAGGCUACAGUAAUCCUUUAGUGAAACGAGUUUUGAAAAAAAGUUCCAAAAUUUUUGUAGAUCAGAAUUUUCGGGGUACUGUAGUUUUGUGUAGAAGUACUGUAGGUGAUUACUGUAGUUCUUGAAAUUCCCUUCAAAAUGACACCAAACAUGGGUACUGUAGCUACAGUAACCUGAGAGUUGUAGAGGCUUUGAAAAAUAGUGCCAAAAAAAGUUCCAAAACUUUUGUAGAUCAGAAUUUUCUAGGGUACUGUAGGUGAGUACUGUAGCCCUUGAAAUCCUCUUCAAAAUGACACCAAACAUGGGUACUGUAGGUACAGUAACCCUUUAGAAAAAUGGGUUCCAGAAUUUUGUAGAUCACCGGAUUACUGUAGAUUUUGAGGUACUGUAGAGGAUUACUGUAGGUAUAUUUUGUUGAAGAGCAAGCUUAAGAGUACUGUAGAAAAUUAUGGGUUACUGUAGCAGCUACAGUACUCCUAGAAAAUGUGAUCUAGAAAAACAUUUGGCACAAUUUUUCUAGAGGGGUACUGUAGGCUACAGUACCCUACCCAUGUUUGGUCUCAUUUUGUAGGGAAUUUCGAGGGCUACAGUACCCACCUACAGUAAGAAGCGAGAGAGCUACAGUACCCAGAAUUUUGGCUGAAGAAAAUCUGAUCCACAAAAAAAUUUUGGAACUUUUUUUUUUCAAGGGUUACUGUAGGCUACAGUACCCCAAGUUUGGUCUCAUUUUGUAGGGAAUUUCGAGGGCUACAGUACCCACCUACAGUACCCCAAUUUUUUUGCAGCGGCUCGAAGAGCCCAAAGAAAUUGUGGGCCUAAUCUUCCUGGACAUUGUCAACGACAUCGAACCGGAUUUGAAAAAAGUGUUUGGGGUGGAUCGGGCGCCGCGAUCGCAGAUGCUAAAAAUGCCGAAAUUCGGUGGCCACGUGGCACGAUUCGCCGAUUUGUUGGAUCAAUUGACGUCGAUGUUGGGAUAUACGGAAAAUUUGACGGGAGCCUGGCAACUGGUACGAAAGACUGGAAGGAGUCAUGUCAGGCAACAGUGAGUUUCCGGGAGCAUUUUGAGCCCAAGCACGGUGUAUUUUGCUCAAAAAGUUGAAUUUUUGGAGGAAAAUUUGAAAUUUUCACAAUUUUUGGAGCAUUUUGAGCCCAAACACGGUGUAUUCUGCUCAAAAACUUGAAUUUUUGUGAAAAAUUUGAAUUUUUCACGAUUUUUGACGCAUUUUGAGCCCAAACACGGUGUAUUUUGCUCAAAAAAUCCAAUUUUUCAUGAUUUUUUGCAGUCCGGUGGUUACUGUAGCUCGAAAAUUUGCACAUUUUUGAGCUACAGUACUUCGAACUGCAAAAAAUGAAGAAAUUUGCAGUUUGGGUUACUGUAGCUCGCAAAAAUUGCAAAAUUUUUGAGCUACAGUACUCCGAACUGCAAAAAACCACGAUUUUUGCAGUCCGGGUUACUGUAGCUCAAAAAAUUGUUCAAAAUUUGCUUGUUUUUCGAGCUACAGUACUCCGAACUGCAAAAAAUGACAAAUUUUGCAGUUCGGGUUACUGUAGCUCGAAAAUUUGAACAUUUUUCGAGCUACAGUACUCCGAACUGCAAGAAAAAUGUUAAAAAUCACGAAGUUUUGCAGUCCGGGGGUUACUGUAGCUCGAAAAAUUGUUGAAAAUUCGGUUUUUCGUGGAUUUUUUUUCUAGCUACAGUAACCCUACAGUACUCUGAAUGCUUGAAAACCAAAAAAUAGCAAAACACCUACAGUACCCCCAAAACCUACAGUAAUCCAGUGAUCUACAGAAAUUUUGGAAACAAUUUUUUUAACUCUCCAAAUCUUACUGUAGGGUUACCUACAGUACCCUACCCAUGUUUGGUCUCAUGUUCAAGGGAAUUUCGUAGAGCUACAGUAUUCUUGACUAGAAUAGGGUACUGUAGCUACAGUACCCUAAAUUGGAUAAAAUUCCAAAAAAGUGCCAAAAACCUUGAUUUCAUGAAAAAUACAUCAUUUUUUGGGAUUUUUUCAUAGCUACAGUAACCCAGAAACCCUGCCACGUGGCAUUUUUCCUUUUUUUUGGCUAAGAAAUCGUCACAUACCAUUAUUUUAAUCAAAUUUCCAAUUAAAAUAAUGUGACGCCCCCCCCCUAAAAUGCCGUGCACUAUAAAAUCAUUCAAAAAUUUUCAAUUUUCAUCCGCAAAAAAAAUGAGAAAAAUCUCGAUUUUCUCCCUAUUCUUGGCCAUAUUUUUCGUGUCUAGUUUGAUCUCGACGGAGGCCAAAAAAUCGACGCGGCGCUACCGUAGUACCGAACUAUUGAGCCUGAAAAAUCUGAGCAAAUCGGAGAAAAAAGAGCUGGUCGAGGCGGUCAAAACCUACGCCCAACAUCACAAAUCCAACAAUUUCAAGGCGGCAAAAGCGAUCGCGCAAUUCUUGCGCAAAACCAAAUUCGGAGCUUCCGGAAACGACGCGGAAGCGGAAAAGAACGCGGAAAAAUGGUCGGUGAUUGUGAAUGAUGAGAAGAUUAAAAGAUACAUCUAUUCGAACAAGGCUAUUUCACUCAAAUAUAAGGGCCGCUAUUUUUUGGUCUUUAAUUAGGGGAAAUCCUUAUUGAAAAUAAAGUUUUAAGCAUUCAGAGUACUGUAGGGGUACUGUAGAAAAAUGCAAGGUUACUGUAGAAAAAAAUCCCAUGAAAAAUGAUGCAUUUUUCAUGUUUUUGGCACCUUUUCUGGGUGAAUUACGGUACUGUAGGUACAGUACCCUUAAGAAUACUGUAGCCCUCAAAAUUCCCUUCAAAAUGAGACCAAACAUGGGUAGGGUACUGUAGGCUACAGUAACCCUCCAGGAAUUGUUUCCACAAUUUUUGUAGAUCACUGGAUUACUGUAGGUUUUGGGGGUACUGUAGGGUUACUGUAGCUAAGAAAAAAAUCUCGAAAAAUUGGAUUUUCAACAGGUUUUUGAGCUACAGUAACCCCCGGACUGCAAAAAUCGUGAUUUUUAACAUUUUUUUGCAGUUCGGAGUACUGUAGCUCGAGAAAUUUGCGAUUUUUUGAGCUACAGUAACCCCCGGACUGCAAAAUUUGUCAUUUUUUUGCAGUUCGGAGUACUGUAGCUCGAAAAAUUUGCAAUUUUUGAAGAAUUUUUGCGAGCUACAGUAACCCGGACUUCGAAAAUUCGUGAUUUUUUUUGCAGUUCGGAGUACUGUGGGCUACAGUAGUCAUGUUGGAGCUCAUUUUGAAGGGAAUUUCAAGGCCUACAGUACUCAACUACAGUAACCGAGUUUUUUAGCAAAAUACACCUUGUUUGGGCUCAAAAUUCAUGAAAAAUCGCGAAAAUUCCAGAAUUUCAGCCAAAAAUUUUCAGAUUUCUCGAAGAAAACCAAAAUCAGCUGAACAAAAACUACUUCGACAUAGUCAUCAACAUUUUCAUCCAUCGCCUAAUACCGUAUCUGACCGGCGAACAAGAAUUACCAAAUAACAAUGCGGAAGGCGGCGGAGAGCAGCGGAAAGUCCGCUUCGUCCAAAAUUAUCAGCCGGCACAGGUUCACGACGUGUGGAAGCGCUUUUUUCAGAUUAUGAUCGCACAGAUGACGGAUAGUUUUGAGUUGGAGCGAGCCAAGCAGCGGAAUGCGCAGAGCCAGAAGGCACUCGCUCCGCAUCAACAUGUCGAGCAGAGUGAGAGGAAGAAGAAGAAGAUACAGGUUAGUGAUUUGUUUUCCGCGAGCUUCCGCAAGCUUCCGCGUGGCCGCUGCGCGGAAGAUAGUGCCGCUCACGCGGAAUCUUGCGGUCUACACUCGCUUCGCUCGUCUCAUACUCUCUAGCUAUCCGCGUGGCCGCUGCGCGGAAGAUAGUGCCGCUUCGCGGAAGCUCGCGGUCUACUACCCUCUAGCUAUCCGCGUGGCCGCUGCGCGGAAGAUAGUGCCGCUUACGCGGAAGCUUGCGGUCUACACUCGCUUCGCUCGGGGCGAGCUGCUUUUCAACAAAAUUCGCCGCUACAUCCGCAGCAGCGUGGCUAGCUCAGUGGUAGAGUGUUUUGCUGGUGUUCGAGAGGUCACGGGUUCGAGCCCCACCCGGAACUUUUCGAAUUUUUUUUUCUUUCUCAUCUUUUUUCCCUGGAUUAUUUUUUUGCUGCGUCUCUCACAAUCCCAUACUCUCUAAUUUUCCGCGUUGCCGCUUCGCGGAAGCUUGCGGUUUACACUCUCUAGCUAUCCGCGUGGCCGCUUCGCGGAAGAUAGUGCCGCUUACGCGGAAGCUUGCGGUCUACACUCGCUUCGCUCGCGAGCUGCUCUUCGACGAAAUUUGACGCUGCAUCCUUAGACGCGUGGCUAGCUCAGUGGUAGAGUGUUUUGCUGGUGUUCGAGAGGUCACGGGUUCGAGCCCAGCCCGGAACUUUCGAAUUUUUUUUCUUCUUUUUUUCCCCCACGGAUUAUUUUUGUUGCUGCGUCUCUCACAAUCCCAUACUCUCUAAUUUUCCUUUCCGCGUGGCCGCUUCGCGGAAGCUUGCGGUCUAGAUUUUCAGCCAAAAUCUGAAAUUUUUCUGAAAAAAAUCAAUUUUAGGCUCGUUUUGAAGCUCUUUUUUCGAAAAUUUCAGAUUUUAAGCAUCCACGUGGCACCUAAAUUCCAAUUUUUUUUCAAUUUCAGGAAAAACAAAGUGAAAUCGAGAACACGGCAAGUUCGAAUGAGCCAAAAGAGCAAGAGCAAAUGUUUGAGGAUCCUUUCUAA
Messenger RNA from Caenorhabditis angaria, 4924 nucleotides. The record is from the annotation of a GenBank genome assembly. NCBI's taxonomy places the organism in Eukaryota, Metazoa, Nematoda, Chromadorea, Rhabditida, Rhabditidae.